Molecule: messenger RNA, 1181 nt
Organism: Venturia canescens
Lineage: Eukaryota; Metazoa; Arthropoda; Insecta; Hymenoptera; Ichneumonidae
Exons: 2
Coding region: 84-719 (211 amino acids)
Source: RefSeq, a predicted model, not a curated record
AUCUCUACCAACUGCAAUCAACCCCUGAUCGAUCCUGAACUGCAAUAUUUUUGAAUCUCGAUAUCAUAAUCUGUCUUCACGGAAUGUUAAAGCUCGCAAUAAUCGCGGCCAUUUUGGCUUGUACCGAAGCGUACUACAAUCACGGAGCUCAGCCUUACUACAGCAAUUAUGGGCACGCGGUUAAUCCUGCGCCGAUUGCCGCAGCUCCGGUGAUACCGGUUAAUCCUCAUCAUGCUGGGAACGUAUACAAUCACGGUUAUGGAAAUUUCGGUGGAUUGUCUUCCCACGGAAAAAUCAUCGAAGCGACUUACCCCGGGGCCGUUCACAAAUCUGCUGGUUACGCAGUAGCUAAUCCAACGGGCUAUCAUGGUUCUGAUUAUGUUCAUGGACCCUCGAAUGCUUUCGUGCAUCAAUCGACCGCGAUUUCUGGACAGCACGCAGCAAUCCCCUACAAUCAUCCUGCACCCGUUCCCAUCGCACCUUCGCUCUCUUACAAUCACGCGACCGUUGGAAAUUACGCACAUUCUCGUUACGCCGUUACCGAGGGACCUAAUUACGUUCAUUCCCGAUACUCGAUAAGCAACUCGCCAGCGUUGUCAUAUGGACACGCUCGUUAUUCCGUCGGCUUAGCUGACAGCGGCAUCCAAAAAAUUGGAUACAACCCCGGCCUCGCGCACAUGGGUUACCCCAAUCAUGUGGCUCAAAAUUAUGCAUGGUAGAGCCGGCAUGAACGCAGCAAUACAGCGUUGCAUCCAGCUUCGAAAGUUUCGAGUUAAACUUAUCGAGAAUCGUAACUGAGAAUAUGAAGAAAUUUGGAAUUUUCUUGCAGUCGCAAUAUCAGACUCCAAUGGGCGAAGGAAGACGAUGAAGAUGAAGCGUCGAAUGGGAAUUGCUCUCGAAGCCAUAUUUGAAAAUAUCAAAUUAAAAGAAAUCAGUGAAAAAAAGAUUCCGCUGAAUUCGUCAGGAAUUGGUAUUUUUUUCAUGUUUUUAAUCGAAUAAAUUUUGUAAGAUUGAAAACUAGCUCAGUUUUCAAAAAUAUGACGAACGAAUGCAUCGCUUGGUACUACUUUUCCGAAUCUUUAUAGAAUUCGACGAUCGAAAUCUCAUGCUGUUUCAAGCUGAUUGAUGUUGUGAUUUGUAUUAAAAAAAUAAAAGAAGUUGAUGUUUGGUUGAUCCAAUUA